AUGGGAAAAACCAAGUUUACAGCCUUAGAACGUGUAAAUUCCAAUGACUAUAAAGAUGAUUUUUACGAAUCAAAUAAUAAAAUGUUUUGCAUCGCUUGCAAAACUACUGUUAAUUACACUAAAAAAUCUGUAAUUGAUAAUCAUCUUAAUUCGACAUCACAUAAAA
This is a messenger RNA of Dentiscutata erythropus, 166 nucleotides long. Lineage: Eukaryota; Fungi; Glomeromycota; Glomeromycetes; Diversisporales; Gigasporaceae. The record is from the annotation of a GenBank genome assembly.